This is a messenger RNA of Dromiciops gliroides (monito del monte), 2318 nucleotides long. It is a transcript of the gene TBC1D10A, whose product is annotated as TBC1 domain family member 10A. Bases 76 to 1596 code for a protein of 506 amino acids. The record is from RefSeq and is a predicted model, not a curated record. Lineage: Eukaryota; Metazoa; Chordata; Mammalia; Microbiotheria; Microbiotheriidae. The transcript is spliced from 9 exons.
UGGCGGCGGCGGCCCCGGCGGCGGCCGAAGAGACAGCGGAGGCGGCGGGCGGGGCCGGGCCGGGCCGGGCGGGCGAUGGCGAAGAGCCGCGGGGAGAACGGGCCGCGCUCGCCGGGGCCAGGCGGGAGCCUGUCGGGGACCCGGGAGAGCCUGGCCCCGGGCCCGGACGCGGCCUCGGCCACCGACGAGCUCAGCUCCCUGGGCUCCGACUCGGAGGCCAACGGCUUCGUGGAGCGCCGCACCGACAAGUUCGGCUUCCUCGUGGGCGCGCAGGGCGACCCCGGCGCAUUAGAGGAAGUCCCCCUGGAAGUGCUGAGGCAGAGAGAGUCCAAGUGGCUGGAUAUGCUGAACAGCUGGGACAAAUGGAUGGCCAAGAAACACAAGAAGAUCCGCCUGCGCUGCCAGAAGGGCAUCCCCCCAUCUCUGCGGGGCCGGGCCUGGCAGUAUUUGUCAGGAGGGAAGGUGAAGCUGCAGCAGAACCCUGGGAAGUUUGACGAGUUGGACCUCUCACCAGGAGACCCCAAGUGGCUGGAUGUGAUUGAGAGAGACCUGCACCGACAGUUCCCCUUCCAUGAGAUGUUUGUGUCCCGUGGGGGCCAUGGCCAACAGGACUUGUUUCGGGUGCUGAAGGCCUACACCCUCUACAGGCCAGAGGAGGGCUACUGCCAGGCGCAGGCCCCUGUGGCGGCCGUCCUGCUCAUGCACAUGCCUGCUGAGCAAGCUUUCUGGUGCCUGGUGCAGAUCUGCGAAAAGUACCUGCCGGGCUACUACAGUGAGAAGCUGGAGGCCAUCCAAUUGGAUGGGGAGAUCCUGUUCUCUCUGCUGCACAAGGUGUCCCCCGUGGCCUACAAACACCUGAGCAAGCAGAAGAUCGACCCCAUCCUGUACAUGACGGAGUGGUUCAUGUGCGCCUUCUCCAGGACCCUGCCCUGGAGCUCUGUGCUUCGUGUCUGGGACAUGUUUUUCUGUGAAGGCGUCAAGAUCCUCUUCCGGGUGGGCCUGGUGCUGCUGAAGCACAGCCUGGGCUCCUCAGAGAAGCUGAAGGCCUGCCAGGGUCAGUAUGAGACCAUGGAGCGCCUGCGGAGUCUGAACCCCAAGAUCAUGCAGGAGACCUUCCUGGUGCAGGAGGUCAUCGAGCUGCCUGUGACUGAGCGGCAGAUUGAACGCGAGCACCUGAUCCAGCUCCGGAAGUGGAAAGACACGCGGGGUGAGCUCCAAUACCAGGCGCCACCGCGGCUCCAUGGGGCCAAGGCCAUCAGCGAGGCGGAGCCGGCCCCCCGAAAGGCACUGGAGCCCUCUCCCUCCAUCCGCCUGCCGCCGGGCACCCAGCUGCCGGCCCCGGGCACCAAGAGCCGGCAGCAGAAACAGGCUGAGAAGGAGCAUCAGAAGGCGCUGAAGGAGGCGGCCAAGCGGCAGAAGGGACAGCGGCAGCCCCCAGCCCAGGUGCCCGGCGAGGGCAGUGAUCCCGGCUCCGGCUCCAAGGCUGGCCUGGCACCCAAGGAGGCCAGCGGGUCUGAGGAUGCGGAGCCCAAGGACUUGCCUCAUCAUUCCAAGGAGAGCCUGACUUCCCAGGAGAGUGAAGACACUUACUUGUAAAAGGGCCAGGGCUUCCCGAUUCCUCAGUUUCCCUUUCCUGAAGGGCAGCCAGGCUGGGAGGGGGCAUUCCAGCAGGCCCUUUGUCCCCCAGAGGGUGGGGGACAGGGAGCUUCCUAUAGCCUUGACCAGCAGUGAGGGGCAUCUUGUGUGGCCCGAAGGGCUUGGAGACAGAAGGCGGGGCCUUGGCAGUAGCUGGCCCCUGGGGAUCGUCCAUCCCCUUCUGUUUGCCGGGCCCUGGCACCCUUACCCUCUUCCCAUCAGCAAUAAGGUGAGAGCCCCUCAGCCUCAGUGACUAUUUAUUUUCUCUGGUAUUGGGCUGCCCACGCGGUCUAGGGGUCCGGACCGUGACCAAGCAUCCAUCCCUCGCCCCAAGGUCCCGGUGUUCUUGGGCUCCCAGGCUCUUGCUGGUCACCAUGAAAUCAUGGGCUUCCUGUUGCCCCAGUUGGGGCUCUUCCAAACUCACCCCUGCCCUGGGGGUGGGACUGGGACCAGGCUUCCCUCCCCCUCAGCCUCCAGCCCCUUUCAGCCUAAUAGGCUCAGACCCUCAGCUACUCCUGUCCUGGGGAGGGGCUCCACCCGCUGGAAGGGCCUUCACCGGGAAGGGGCAUGAGUCUGCCCUGGAUGGGGUGGGCACAGGGAGCCCGUUCCCUGGGGGGAAGAGCCGAGGGGAUGGGCUCUCUUUGUGUACAGUAAUGGUUUUGUACAGAAAUAAACUGGGAUAU